AUGGUGUUCACAGGCAAACCAUCGAGAGCGUGUGCUCAUUGCAGAAGAAGGAAGCUCCGAUGCGACCUUCGCAAGCAAGCAUGUGGUCAAUGUGUGAGAGCCGGACUCACGUGUUCCGGUUACCGUGACCCGAAUCAACUGAGGAUCCGAGACGAGAGCAAUUUGACGAGACAAAAGGUUCUCGAGAGUCGUCGAAUCAUCAGGUUGAAUGUACAGACCAUCGACUUAUCCAUUGAGGAGUUAGCAAGGGCCACCUUUUGCUCUCACUAUGUCAAUGGCCUGGCCAAAACCUAUGAUGUGCUCCAAAGCAUCGGCAAACAAUCCCCACUGGACAAACACCUGGCGGCCAGCCUUGAUGCCGCUAGCUUGGCCUUCUUCUAUUUCCGACACUACUCCACGGAUGCUGCACGGCGUGCACAGGAAAAGUACUUGUCAGCCUUGCCGCUAGUAAACAAGGCGCUGGGUUCCGCCGAUCUAGUUGCUCGUGAUUCGACGUUGCUGGCGGUACUCCUGCUGGACCUGUUCGAGAAGAUCAUGAAUAACAAUCCCCGGUCAUCAGAUUCAUGGAUGAGCCAUGUCAACGGUGCUUUGGCUCUCCUCAAGGUGCGAGACGUGCACCAAUUUCAAUCCUACGUCGGGCUCCGGCUUUCCGUACGUCUUUUCACAAACAUGCUCAUCAGCUGCGUCGCGGCAAAUGCUCCCAUUCCACCGGCUUUGGAUAAGCUCCGUCAGAAGCUUGACCCCUUGCUUGACCCCUUGGAUCCCAAGUGGCGAGUGUCGGGACUCGUGAUGGACUAUUCGAAUUUCCGUGGAGCGCUACAGACUGGCUGCCUCGCACCCUCGGACGUGGUUUUACAGGCAAAGAUUCUUGACGACAAGUUUCGUGUGCUUGCAGAACGCCUUCCUCCGUCGUGGAUUCGUCACAGUGUUCCGGGCUCGAAGCAGUCAGAUCGUGUCUUCGAACAGUACUAUGACGUCUAUCCGGAUUACUUCACAGCGCAGACCCGCAAUGUGAUUCGAAUGAUGAGGAUUCUUUUGCAUGAUACCAUUCGAUCGGCCUAUACGGAAUUGGCGACCUCUGACGACUACCCAUGUCUCGACCAACACAUUCGGUCCUCCGUCGAGAUGAUUGAUAGUUUGGCACAAGAGAUAUGCGCUCCCGGACCACAAUUUACGGCAGUUGAAAACGUCCGUGACAAGAUCGAUGACUUUUCGUCGGUGCGGAAAAUGCAUUAUUAUACCCUGCUGUUCCCCUUCUAUGUGGCUGGGCUGUUCGCGAGCCCGGAGAGCGGCAUCACGGAGUGGGUUGUUUCCCGACUAAGAUCGAUGGCGAGCACAUCAGGAAUCAAGAAUGCUCGUCUCGUCGCAGAUAUACUUACCGCAUCAGAAAAGCCUGCACCUUGGACGAUCUACGCCGUUUUGGGAAGUUAUGCCUUUGCGGCCUGA
Capronia coronata CBS 617.96 is the source of this 1446-nucleotide messenger RNA. RefSeq lists its product as uncharacterized. The record is from RefSeq and is a predicted model, not a curated record. NCBI's taxonomy places the organism in Eukaryota, Fungi, Ascomycota, Eurotiomycetes, Chaetothyriales, Herpotrichiellaceae. Bases 1 to 1446 code for a protein of 481 amino acids. Gene Ontology annotation, biological process: regulation of DNA-templated transcription. Gene Ontology annotation, molecular function: zinc ion binding; DNA-binding transcription factor activity, RNA polymerase II-specific. The transcript has 2 exons.